Molecule: messenger RNA, 5223 nt
Organism: Arxiozyma heterogenica
Lineage: Eukaryota; Fungi; Ascomycota; Saccharomycetes; Saccharomycetales; Saccharomycetaceae
Gene: SSK2
Product: mitogen-activated protein kinase kinase kinase SSK2
Exons: 1
Coding region: 1-5223 (1740 amino acids)
Biological process (GO): protein phosphorylation; p38MAPK cascade
Molecular function (GO): protein kinase activity; ATP binding
Source: RefSeq, a predicted model, not a curated record
AUGCCAGAUUAUUUUGGGUUUAAGACUGAACUGCAUAAAGACGAACAUAGUGAAAACAGUACCCGAAAAUCAUCUAAAAAUGCAAAAUCAAGAACUUCAAGUAUAUCACAGCCACAAGUUACAGAUAGCCAUGUCCUUUCAAAUCCAGUCUCUACAACUACUACUAUGAUAAGUUCAAAGGAUACCUUUACUUUUAUCCAACAACAAGGCAGAGCUGAUAGUAGUUCCACCACACAACCUAAAUCUCCUGUAAUAUCUAUUGAAUCGCCAAACGAUGAAACUGUGUGUGUAGAUACUCCGAUAAGCGUACUCACUUUGAAAAGAACUCCAUCAGUAAAUCUUUUAAGAUCACCUUCUCAGAAUGCUGUUAUGAAUACCAAUACUACCAAUACUUCUACAAAUUUUUCCAAUGUUAAUACUAACACAAAUAAAAAUGAGUCCAUUUCAUAUAGAAUAGGUGGAGUACCUACAGCUCUUUCAACUCAAUUUAACAACUUCCAAUUACAGCCAUUAUCUAGUUUGACACCAACUACUACAACAUCAACGCCAUCACAUAACAACCUUAAUAAUACUACGUCGCCCCAAUUCCUAAAUACCCAAUUAAUGUAUAAUUCAAGUUCAGAAAGUUCUUCUGCUCGUUCAAGCAGAAGACCGUCGGUAAUAGGCUCUCAAAUGUCCAAAUUUAUUCUUAGUAAUUCCACGCAACAUAACUAUACACAUCAAUUACCUCCCAUCAGGACCUCUUUAAGUAGUGGCAGUGGUAUCCCUACAUUGAAAUCAUAUAAUAAAGAAAAAGAAAUCAAUGAAAAUAAAGAUCUUUCAAAGACUGCCAUAAUCUCUCCAGUUGUUAAUCCAACUAAUAUCCCAAAUGAUACUUCAUCACCACAAUUACACAAAACGCCAGUUAGCAUGAAUCAAUCAUUUCAAUCAGAUAAUAUAUUACAUUCAAGCCCUUCAACUUUAUUACAAAAUAACAAUACAGGUAACAACAAUAAUAGCAUUAGUAGUAACAGCAAUAGUAAUAAUAACACCAGCAACAAUACUAAUAACAACACAGGAAAUACUGUACAAAGAUCAACAAAUACCAGUAGUAAUAUUAGUUUAAGAUCUUUCAAGAAACAAUAUGUCCUAAAUGAACAAGUGUAUUUAGAAAGAAUGAAAAAUAGAUUACAGGACGACGAAUAUUAUACAAGAGGAAUUGCUCCUUCUUCAUCCAUAAUGGAUAGUGAUGAUGAUAUUGAUUCAGAAAAUGAUGAUAUGUUUGGUUUGAAGAGUUCUACAUCAAAUAAAAUCAAUGACAAAGAUAGUUUUGGUUAUAAUUUUUUCACAACUUCAAUCUUUCCAAAUAGAUUUUUAAGUUCAUCAUAUGAAAAUUUGUUAAGCGUUAACCCAAAUUUUCUUUUGAAUAAAAUGGAAUGGUUAAGUUUAGAAGAUCCCAAGAAGAAACAGUUGAUUGAAAGACUUCAGCUUGCCAGGUUGAAGAAUAACACUUUACAAGAUACUUUGGAAUUGGAAGCUGUAGUGGAAAAAUUGUUUAGUGAUCAAAAUAUUAUGGAACGUAUAGAAUGGCAGACUAUGUUAUUUAACGUAUUAAAAGGUGAUAUUGUAAGAAGUGAAAAAACCAAAAUCGCUAAUAAAAGAACCAAUGGUGUAGAAAAUGAUCGUAGUGAUGACUUAUGGCUUGAAUUAAGAGCAUGGAUGAAUGGUAGAUCUAUAGAAGAUCAAAAAAAAUCACUUCGAGAAUUAAGAGACUCGGUGGAUUUAAUUAUUGAAGAAAUAAUAAAUUUUAAAGUUGCAGAUGGUGCAUCGUUUGAAGAAACUGAAGAGAUUGUAUCUACAUUGAUAAAUAAAUAUUAUAAAGUGAUGAAUUUAUGGCCUACAGUAAGAAAGAUGCAAAUAGAUAAGCCAAAGACCAAGACUAAUGAAUUUAAUAAGAAGGUUGACAUAAUGUUAAGCUGGCUUAAUGUGAAACAAAACUUAAAUGGUCUCUCUAAGAAAUUAGCAAUGUGGAUAGGUGUUGAACAUUUAAAUUUAGAUGGAGAUCAAGAAAUGGAAAAGAUUAUUAUCGAGAAAAGAAAGCAAUUUGCUGAACAAGUAAUGAAGGAGAAAGACAUUGAAGCUAUUUUCCAAAAAAAGAUAUUCUAUCCAUUGGCACCUUGGAUACUUAAAACUAAACUCUUUUAUGUUCAAAAUAUUUCUACUAUUAAAGUCAUGAAUUUGAAAUUUUCCGGUGAAGUAUUAGUUAUUUUACUUUUAUUCCCAAUGAAACUUUUAAAAGACAUAAUUUCUGUUAGAAUUGCAUAUGCCAAAAAGCUUAGAAAUCCUACAAUGAUGAUGAUUGAUCAAAUGAUAGAUGAUUUUUUUUCGUAUAUUAGACUUUCUGUCCAAUUAAAGUACACCCUAGUAAUUUAUUUGAAAGAUUUUAAUCUUCCAAUAGAUGCUGAUGAUAAUUUCGAAAAAAUAAUUAUAGAAGCAAUCAAAUAUUUAUUUGUAUUAUUACAACUAAAAAUACUUGAUGGAACUACAACACGAUUCAGGGCAUCGAAAGAACCUGAUUUAUUAUUGAAGUACUGGGAUGAUUUGAAAAACAUUGGAUACUAUAUCAAAGGUGCUGGUAGUGUAAUAUCUAUCGGGUUUAGUAAAUUAACUUUGAGAUUAUUGCAUAGAUUGCAUAGUUAUUUAACUCAGCAACAAAAUAUACCACCUCCUUUAAAAUCCUCACUUGAAGCUGAAAAAUGGGUUACACAAAUUUUUGAAAAUUUAGGUUCUACUAAAAGAAAACUUAAUAGGUUUACGAAUGUUUUGACUAAGGCCUUUCAAAAUUCAGUACUUUAUCAUGUAGAAGACUAUGAUAUUUUAUUACAAGGAUUAAAAGAUUCAGGUCAUUUUCUUCUCUAUACUGGUGGUGACCUUGAAGAUAAUGGAAUAUAUUUAAUUGGUAGUCGGGAACUUUUGGGAUCUAGCGAUGAAGAAAUUGUCAACAUACUAGAAAGCCGUAAUAUCGGUUGUGAUUUACUACCGAAAUUGGAUAUUAAAAAUAGUUUAAAUUUCUACAAUGGGUUACCUUGUGCAUCUUCAAAUUUUGAUUUAAUUAACGAUAGUGAUGGUAUUAUAUCUUAUCCUAGUAAUUAUAAUACUAUAGACAAUAUUGAGGGAGCAAAUUCAUACGCAGAACGUAAACACAACAACUCAAGAACAAAUCGUAAGACAAACUCCAACCAUAAAAUUUUAGACACAAAUAGGGAAGCGGAAAAUGAGAUGUUAGAAUUAGAAGAAAAAUUGCAAUCUUUAGGAUACUUAUUAAUUUUACGUCCAAGUAAACCUAUUGUAUGGGAAGGAAGCAUGUACAAUCUUUCUGAGAACACUGUUAUCCACUUUGAAAAAUUUGAUAUUAAAAAUGGGUUAGAUACUAUUACUUUAAUUACACAAGGUUCUAGUUAUGCUUUAGAAUAUCAAUGUGAUAGAUUCCAACAAGUGGCUGGACCUUCGGUCUUUUUUUUAGAGAGGAAAUGUUUAGUAGAAGAUGUUGAAAACACACUCCAUCGUAUAAAUAAAGGUUACUUUGGAUGUACUUACAGUAUGUUGAACGAUUAUGACAAGAUAAUAAGUACCUUCCAAAAAGUAUCGUCAUCCUCUGAAAUUUUAAAUGGUAUAUAUUUGUUUACUAGAGAUUUUGGUCGAAAUUUUUUAAAGAAUAAUAUUGCAGACAGUGAAAAGAAAUCCAUUAUUAUCAUUUUAAUGGUGAAGAUUGGUAUUGCAUGGUUAACAUUUUUAACUGAGGAAUGUGAUCCCACAGACCAAAAAACAUUUAGAUGGUGUGUAACUGCCAUGGAGUUUGCAAUGCAAAUGAUUAGCGGGUGGAAUAUCCUUGUAUUGGAUGAUGUUCAAUUUAAAUUAUUAAAGCAAAAAAUAUCUGCUUGCAUGUCAUUGUUGAUUUCCCAUUUUGAUGUGAUGGGUGCAAGAGCCUCUGAAUUAGAAACAAAUAAUCAACAACCUUUGAGAUCUAAUGCUGCAUUGAUAGAUGAUUUUGAUGUAGACUCGAUGCUGUAUGUGAACUCUCAAUUGAGACUUCAAGACAUCGAGAAAUUAGAAAAAACGUUUAAGGUAAAUCCACGUCAAGUGGGUAAAGUAUUAGAUGAUAAGGUAGGUGAUAAUAAAUAUAUUACUUCAUUAGCCUCAUCUAUGUCAAAUGUUUCAAUCAGAUGGCAAAAGAGAAAGUUUGUUGGUGGUGGUACUUUUGGUUCUGUGUAUGCAGCUAUUAAUUUAGAUAAUGGUGAUAUAUUAGCGGUAAAAGAAAUUAAAAUUCAAGAUAGUAAGGCAAUGCAAAAAAUCUUUCCAUGUAUCAAGGAAGAAAUGUCUGUUAUGGAAAUGUUGAAUCAUCCUAAUAUUAUUCAAUAUUAUGGUGUGGAAGUCCAUAGAGAUAAGGUAAAUAUAUUUAUGGAGUAUUGUGAAGGUGGCUCACUUGCUAAUUUACUAGAACAUGGAAGAAUUGAAGAUGAAAUGGUAACACAAGUAUAUACUUUAGAAUUGUUAGAAGGUCUAGCAUACUUGCACGAAUCUGGAAUUGUACAUAGAGAUAUUAAACCAGAAAAUAUUCUUUUAGAUUUCAAUGGUAUUAUUAAAUAUGUAGAUUUUGGUGCAGCAAGAAAAAUAGCUAGAAAUGGCACAGUUAUACCGAGAGCUUCUAUGUCUAUGAACAAGAGUAAACAUACUGUUAACAACUCUGCUUCCACUAUGACAAGUGAAUCUAUAGCAUCAACUGUUCAUACAGGAGAAUCAGACACAAAAACAAGCAGUAUUAUAACAGAAGACCGAACAACCAAUGUUCAAGGAAUGAUUGGGACACCAAUGUAUAUGGCACCAGAAUCUAUCACAGGAUCUAAACAUAAAGGUGCUUUUGGUGCAGAUGAUGUUUGGUCAUUGGGUUGUGUGGUAUUAGAAAUGAUUACUGGUAGAAGACCUUGGGCUAAUUUAGACAAUGAAUGGGCUAUUAUGUAUCAGGUGGCUGCUGGACAGACUCCUCAGUUACCUAAUAAAGAUGAAGUAUCAAAAAGCGGUAGGAAUUUUUUGAAGCGUUGCCUAGUACAUGACCCACGUAAGAGAGCUACUGCAGUUGAAUUAUUGAUGGAUCCAUGGAUUGUUGAUAUAAGAGAAAUUGCAUUCGGUACACCCGAUACCAAUACAGAAGGUACAGUCUCAUCUACAGUGCAAGAUAAUAUAUAA